UCUGAUCUUCCUACCGAAAAUCGAAAUGGCAGUUUUCAUUUUGUGAAUUUCUUUCAUAUCUUACUUAUUUUUUAAUUUUACUGCAUUUAAUGAUGGAUGGAGAGACAAAGAAGAAGCCCAACAAUUUACCGGUCUGGGGAAAUGAACGAACUAUGAACCUAAACACGAUGAUCCUGACAAAUAUCCAAGCUUCGCCGUACUUCAAAAAUCAAUUGUACGAACUCAAAACGUAUCACGGCGUAGUAGACGAAAUAUAUUACAAGGUUGAUCACUUGGAACCAUGGGAAAGGGGAAGUAGAAAAACAUCUGGUCAAGUUGGAAUGUGCGGUGGGGUACGAGGUGUUGGUGCAGGUGGAAUCAUCUCAACAGCCUUCUGUUUGCUGUACAAACUAUUUACAUUACGUUUAACAAGAAAGCAAUUAAAUGGUUUAAUCAAUCAUACAGACUCUCCAUACAUCAGAGGGCUUGGUUUCAUGUACAUUAGGUUUUCACAGCCACCUGCUGAUCUCUGGGACUGGUAUGAACCUUUCUUAGAAGAUGAAGAGGAGAUAGAUCCAAAAGCUGGUGGUGGAUGUACAAUGACAAUUGGACAAAUGGUUCGUAGCUUCAUGCUCAAGUUGGAUUGGUAUGAUUCGCUGUUUCCUCGUAUUCCAGUCCCAAUUCAGAAGGAAAUCAAUGGCAAACUACAAGCACUAAAUCUUUGCGAUGACCGAAAACGCAAGGCAGAUGAAGGUUUUGGUGAGGCGGAACGAUACUCGAAAAUGAUGAGAGAAAAAGAUAGUAAACAAAGUCCAAAUCGUGAAGAGGAAAGGGUACCUGAACGCAGCCGGAGUCCAAGUCGGGACCGAAAACGACAUCGGAGUCGAGACCGUUCGCCGCGACGGCGGAGCCCGGAACGGCGUCGGAGAAGUAGAAGUCGCGAAAGAAAGCGAAGUCGGGAGAGGAAUGGCAAAGAUAGAGAUAGGCGAAGUCGUAGCAAGGAAAGACAUCGCGAUAGUCAUAAAAGAAAGCAGAGAAGUCGUGAUAGGGACAGUCGUGAAAGAUCUAGGAGGGAUCGAUAGCACAGUUAGUGAACCUUACAUCUGACAUUUUGUUACCAUGCAUAUAUACACCAGCCUUGUUCGCAGGGUUUUUAUAUAUACAUACGAGACCUGUCAUAUGCACGGUUUUGUUUUCCUAUCAGCUAACCCAAGUUAAACACGUUGGGUAUAAAUUUCCAUGCACUUAUGUACAGUAUCAUGCGAUAUUAUGUAGAACGAAUUACGUAUUUUAAACAUACACAUUUGGGGAGGAAAAAUAGAAUAGCGCUCUAAAUUAAAAUGCCACAUUACUCUGUUGGAUCAUACAAAUCAAUUCAUAUUUUCAAGAUAUUUUUCUGGCUCGUUUUCAGGGCAAUCGUCAAAGUUUUUGAAAGGAUAACAUAGGUUUCAAUCAUAACAGUAGCGCACUCCAGUUCACCAUACGGUCGUAAAGGAUAUUAUAACAAGGCUCGAAGUGAAAUCAAACUCUUAUUGGCGUUAGAUAUUGACACCUAGAAAUUUUAUUACAAUAUCAAGCUUGACGUGGGCGACCAAUAUGCUAUGAUCUAAUCUGUGUGACAGUACUCUUUUCUACCUCCCACCCUUAAUCAAUGCGAGAUAUCUGAAAACAAUACGUACUAGUUACUGGGUCCGAGUAGUUUUUCUGUAACCUUAAAAUUUUUUUUCUUACACAAAAAUAGUGAAUAUCGACCGCAAAGUGGAUAUCCCACCGCAAAGCAAUUCGGUCUCUUCUCUAAUGAAUUUGAUUUUUUUAUGCACUAACAGUUCGCUUAAAACUAGCUACCUGUUUAUUACUGCUUUCUGUCAGAUAUUUUUUGCAUGAUGUUUAAAAAUUGCCCCGUGUAAGUUGAAUGAAAUUGAUUCAUAAAACAGAGCUGUGAACAUUUUGUUUUAAAUUGUAAUAUAGUUUUUUGCAUGUUUUGUUAAUAUGCAGUAAGUGU
Dendronephthya gigantea is the source of this 1981-nucleotide messenger RNA. Its product is annotated as pre-mRNA-splicing factor 38B-like. Gene Ontology annotation, cellular component: precatalytic spliceosome. Bases 90 to 1061 code for a protein of 323 amino acids. The record is from RefSeq and is a predicted model, not a curated record. The transcript is spliced from 6 exons. NCBI's taxonomy places the organism in Eukaryota, Metazoa, Cnidaria, Anthozoa, Malacalcyonacea, Nephtheidae.